This is a messenger RNA of Osmia lignaria (orchard mason bee), 1492 nucleotides long. Its product is annotated as dimethyladenosine transferase 2, mitochondrial-like. The record is from RefSeq and is a predicted model, not a curated record. Gene Ontology annotation, molecular function: mitochondrial transcription factor activity; rRNA (adenine-N6,N6-)-dimethyltransferase activity. Gene Ontology annotation, cellular component: mitochondrial matrix. Gene Ontology annotation, biological process: transcription initiation at mitochondrial promoter; rRNA methylation. Lineage: Eukaryota; Metazoa; Arthropoda; Insecta; Hymenoptera; Megachilidae.
AUAUAUAUUGACAGAGAGUUCCUCCCUCAUAUUAAUUAGCCCUUAUUGUGUACACGCAAUAUUGUAAUUAAUUAAAAUGAGAGGAAGAAGUAAUGAUUUUACAGAAAAGUUCAGCGAAAUUAAAUUCAUUAGGCUACAGGUUAAUAGGAUUGAAGACGGUGACUGCUAAAAAAUAAAUGAAAAGCAAUCAACAACAAUGAUAUACAAAAAUUUGAUGGUGUUACCAAAAAUUUGUACACCACGAACAUUGUUUAGUAAUUGUGUUCUUCAUGUGGUAAACAAAUAUAUUUUGUCUUCAGUUCAAUGGAUGCAUUAUACAACAGAUUCAACAAACAUAAAGGAUUUAGAUACAAAAGAGAGCAAUAAUAAUCAAAAUCUACCAAUACGUUCAUUAACACAAAAUGUUGAUGCAGAAUUUGAAGAUAUCGCUUCAAAGAGUUCUUCAUCAAGUAGAACAAAUACAGAUUUAUAUUUAACAAAUCCUGAAGUAGCCAAAAAGUUUGUUACAUUAAUUAAAGAUGAUUUAUUAAAAAACAUGUACCAUGUAGUUGAAGCAAAUCCAGGUUUUGGUUACUUAACAGAAGAAUUAUUUAAAAUUGGUGUACCAUUUAUACAUUUAUUUGAAAAUAGCUCUGAAUAUUGGAAUCAUCUAAAUAAUUUAUGUACAAAAUUUCCCAAUCAACUUAGUAUUACAAAAUUAAACCUAUUUAAUAUAUCAAAGAUGUUGACUGGAGUUUCUGUACAUAGUGAUAUUAUGUAUAAAUUAAUAAACAAUGUACAACAGAGAAAAUGGGAAGAAGAAAGCUGCAUGCAAGUAAUUGGAACAACAUCAAAAAGUGUUUUCAUAAGGCAUUUAAUACUGAGUACAGUAUUUCAAACAGGUUUAACCAUGUUUGGAAGACCGAUCUUUUAUCUUGCAAUACCAUCAUCUACAUGUAAUUUUAUUUUUCAGAAAUUCACAUGUAUUGAAAGAUCAACAACUCUUUAUAUUAUGUUUAAUAUAUUAUUUAAUUAUGAAAUUUAUGGAACAGUGGAUAGAAAAGCAUUUAUACCACAAUAUAAAAGUAAGGAGGCAAACAGAAAGAGAGUAACAAAGGAUGACAGUAGCAUACUUAAUGUUAUUAAAAUAGAACCAAAACCUGAUCUUUUUACAUUAUUUAAAACAAAGAAAAAUUUGGUAUACUUUUGGCAUUUCGUUCGAUAUAGUUUUUAUAAACAAAACACCAGAGUGAUACCCACAUUAGAAAAUCUAGUCCCAGGUUGUGGUAUAAAAUUAAUAGCGCUAAAUUACAAUAUAUUCACGGAAUUUGGUGAUUUAAACCCUAGGCAAAUUUAUGAUCUAUUUAUGGAAUUUCAAUCUUGGCCAGAAUAUGAACAAUGUUCAUUUCAGUUAAGUGCAGGUGAUAUUAGGAGAACUUAUCAGUUAUAUUUGGAGGAAGAAGAUGUUUAAACAUUGCUGAAUUAAAUAAAAGGAAUCUAUUUUUCCAUUUAA